Molecule: messenger RNA, 2581 nt
Organism: Acanthaster planci (crown-of-thorns starfish)
Lineage: Eukaryota; Metazoa; Echinodermata; Asteroidea; Valvatida; Acanthasteridae
Product: sushi domain-containing protein 2-like
Biological process (GO): cell-matrix adhesion
Source: RefSeq, a predicted model, not a curated record
CGUUCAUCAACGUAUACUAGGCGUAGUCCCGCUCGUUUUGCACUUAUUACUGUAAACUCAGACUUGAAAAGAGAUUGUGAAGUUAUGGCCCUGGAAAUGGCUACCAGACGGUCGCAGACGUUAUGUGCUUAAAGAAUAUACAUGUACAUUUCCCAAUGUACAGGAACCACGACCAAAAAUGGACUGCAGUACCGUUAUAGCCAUCCUUGUAAUCGUCUUCGCUCCAAUAAAUUCUAGCCUAGAAGAGCUCAUGUUCCCCCACGGAGUUGCCGAAGGAGACACAUUUCUUCCACCAAACGACGAUGGGAGUUCCGGCAGGGUUCCGAUAUCCAAUCUUUUCCCUUUCUUCGAUCACAAUUAUGACUCCCUCUUUGUGAACACAAAUGGCCUGCUUUCCUUCGGUUUGGAGGUCUCUGACUAUGACCCAUUACCGUUUCCUCUUGGCGACGAUAAGCUAGUGGUGGCGGUGUUUUGGUGCGACGUGGACACAACCGCCGGUGGCAAUGUCACCUAUCGCGAACUUCUUGAUAAUUCAGAAAAUGUCAGGCUCUUCCGUCAGGCAGAUGACAUCGUUAGACGAUCAUUCAUUCAUCAGUCCAGGUUCUCGGCAAAGUGGAUGUUUAUUGCAACCUGGAACAAAGUUCCGUUUUAUGGAGCCAGAUGUGACGCCUUGAAAAUAACAAAUACAUUUCAAGCCUCACUGGUAACUGACGGCAGACAUUCCUUCGCCAUAUUCAAUUAUGAGGACAUCAAUUGGACUACCAGCCUAGUGAGUGGUGGUGAUAACUCUGGACUUGGAGGGACUCCCGCUCAAGUUGGUUUCAAUGCUGGCGAUGGCUUCAAUUUCUACGCUGUUCCCGAAUCAAGAACCGGAACGAUCGUUGACAUUGACCAAGAUUCCAAUAUCGGCACUACAGGACGCUUUCUGUUUCGCAUCGACAGUAGCAAUAUCAUUGAUACUGGGUGCAUUACUGAAGGAAGCGUGACUGUUUUCCCCGUGUCUGGCUCAAUGCUCGGUGGAGAUGUUGUCCACAUAUCGAGACCGUGUCUCGAUGCAUCUUCCACCAUUGUGUGCCGCUUUGCUGAUGCCGAGGUAUACGGGCAAGUAGUAUCUAACACUACAGCCAGCUGCGUGACCCCACUGGUAUUUGAAGUCGGUCGAUUGCCACUGAAGAUGUCAAGAAAUGGCGGGGAAUCCUUCGAUUUCACUGGCAUUUUUACAUACCUGAGUCCAGAGUUCAUCUCGCCACUUGUCAAGAUAUUGGACGCAGCUGAAUGGAACCAGCAAGAACCAGUGACCAUCAUGUGGGAUACCGAGCUACUCCAAGACUACAUGGACAAUGUUCGGAUCUAUGUCUAUAGCUACAAGGAGGACCUGCCAACCGGGACGGUUGAACUUGUUUUGGUAUACCGCAGCAAUCAAAUGAUUCCUUACAGAGAUGGCAUGUUCAAGUUCAGCCGCCCUCAGCCGCUAGAGGGAGUGACGUAUACCGUUGGUGUUGUCCGGGUUUCUCAGGACGGACCACAAGGUCAAAAUGAGUUGGCCUUACCUGGGAUGUGGAGCGACAUCCAUAACCUCCACUGGCUCUACCCUGUUCCUGAUCCUUCAACAUGGUGUGGGAAUUGGCUGGAAAGGGCCAAGUUGGACCUGGAGUUCCUCGCAGUAACUGAGCCCUGCCCGUGCACUCUGACCCAGGCUCUGGUCGACAAUGGCCGGUUCAGCCCACAUCCCCUGUGCAACCUAGAUACCCCACGUAACUGUGAAAAGUUCAAACCGGGGGCUGUGCACUGCGUCAGAGCCAACACACCAAGUGAAAUGGAAGGUGGACAAGAGUGUUGCUAUGGCAAGGAUGACAACAUUUUGAAUGUCUUAAGGUCGCAAGGUGGUGGUUUUGCUCAGCGUAGGCACUAUUAUGGGGUGUUGCCAUACAAGGUUGCUGGUCGUGUCCCCUACCUCUCCCACUGGCUAUCUGAUAUUCUACCGAUGGAACACUGCUGUGUGUUUUCUGCGGAUAAGUGUGAGCAGUAUAAAUAUGUGAGGCCUUCUCAGACAUGCGAGGGCUACAUAGCGCCCACACCCGCAAUUGCAGCCGGUGAUCCUCACCUGGUUAGCUUGGAUGGCAAAGAGUACACGUUCAAUGGUGUUGGCGAGUACACUCUGUUAGAAACUUGCAAUGGUUCCUUUGUUGCGCAGGCAAGGAACGCUGCCUUCGAUAUAGGAUUACCAUCAACUGUUGUUACUGCUUUGGUGGCCCUCGAAGCGGGUAUGUCAGAUCAGAUCCAAAUUGAGCUUAGUAAUCGGCGUGGUAUAGACGUGUGGUAUCGUCAGGAAAGCAACGACAGUGAAUGGACUAUGCUUGAAUUUGAAGAGACACGGAUCGCUCAAGUUGAUCUUAAGGGUGUNGAUGGUGUUCUACCGGGACGUCAACAAGUCGGGCGUAGUAGCCAAGAACGUUCUCGUACAUUUCCAAUGUGGAGUGUCCUUAGAUGUGUCUACCACGGCAGGAGUGCUCAACGUGUUCACCACGCUGCAGAAAAAAUUGAAGGGGCGGACCAGAGGACUGUACGGCAACUGGAAUAG